GCGGGGCCGGGCGGGCGGGACGCGGGCCGGGGGGCGCGAUGCGCGGCGCGAUGGGGAUCGCGAUGCGGGUCGCGAUGCGGACGCUGGUGCUGGCGCUGUGCGCGCUGCGGGCCAGCGGCACCGAGCUGACCCUGGAGCUGCCCGACAGCGCCCGGCGCUGCUUCCACCAGGAGCUGGAGCGCGGCCUCAAGUUCACGCUGGACUACCAGGUGAUCAGUGGGGGACACUACGAUGUGGACUGCUACGUGGAGGACCCCAAUGGCCAGACCAUCUACAAGGAGACCAAGAAGCAGUACGACAGCUUCCCGCACCGCACUGAGCUCAGUGGUGUCUACACCUUCUGCUUCAGCAAUGAGUUCUCCACCUUCUCCCACAAAACCGUCUACUUCGACUUCCAGGUGGGCGACGAGCCACCAAUCCUGCCCGACAUGAACAACCGUGUCACCGCCCUGACACAGAUGGAAUCUGCCUGCGUCACCAUCCACGAGGCCCUGAACACAGUGAUUGACUCCCAGACUCACUAUCGCCUGCGCGAAGCGCAGGACCGGAGCAGAGCUGAAGACCUCAAUGGCCGAGUCUCAUACUGGUCCCUUGGGGAAACCCUCAUCCUCUUUGUGGUCAGCAUUGGGCAAGUGAUGCUGCUCAAAAGCUUCUUCACUGAGAAGAGACCCGGCAGCGGUGGAGCCGGCACCUAGAGCCAGUGUGUGCCGGGCUGCGGGGGACUGGGCAGGCAGACAUCUCCAGGGUCAUGUUUCCUUCUGGUUUUCAUAAGGUGCUGGGGGGUGGAUGGCAGGGCAUGACACUGCUGAGCCAGAUGGGAAAUGGUCACCAAGCAGGGGCAUCCCCGGCCAAUCCCCCCAGCAUCACCUCCUGCUUUACCUUCUCCCUCCCUGCCGCCCCAUCCCCUCGCCCCGCCAGUCUGUGCCCACUCCCCAGUUCCUUCAGGAAGUGGGUGAGUGUGCUGGGGUUUGGCACCAACACCCUGGCCCCUCCAGUGCCCCUGCAGAGCCCGAUGUGGCUGCAGGGCACAGCCUGGCAUGCAGCGAGGCUGGCAAGGGGAUGGUGAUGCUGACCCCCCUAGUGCCCGCUUCCCUGCCCCAAGCCAGGGCAGAGCUGCUCUGUGCCUGUGGGCAGAGGAGGGGGACCACGGUUCCCCUUUUCUUCAAGGCCACCAGUAGCUUCCCGGGAGCCCCUGGCACAAAACCAGGAGCAGGGUUUCAGCAGGGGCUUUUUAGGUCAGUGGUUUCCUUUGCUUUGCAAGCCCCUGUCCUCACAGCGAAGCAUUUUCCAGGUGCUUCCCUGCCACAGGAGCAAGUGCCAUGCUCUGUACACGGUGGUAUUUUCAUACUUAACACCAGUCCCUUCCUGAGGCUUGUUCCCCCUUGCACCCCAUCGUGCCCAGUGGGCACAGGUACAGCUCUGCCCCCCCACUGAGGAAGCCCCAUCCCCAACCUGCAGCAGCCAGGAUAUCCUGUGUCCCUGGGAUUGCAGCCACAUUCCCUGGAGCCCCACAAAGCAGAGACCCCCACAAGAGUCCCUGGGAGCCCGCCCUGUGCGGGAGCACCCCAGCCCUGGGGAGAGCAGGGGAUCUGCUCCGCAGCUGCGGCAGCAUUGCUGCUGUUUCACUUUGCCACUUGGUAAUAAAGCCCCGUGACUGUG
This is a messenger RNA of Apus apus (common swift), 1659 nucleotides long. It is a transcript of the gene TMED3, whose product is annotated as transmembrane p24 trafficking protein 3. The record is from RefSeq and is a predicted model, not a curated record. Gene Ontology annotation, cellular component: endoplasmic reticulum; COPII-coated ER to Golgi transport vesicle; endoplasmic reticulum-Golgi intermediate compartment. The transcript is spliced from 3 exons. NCBI's taxonomy places the organism in Eukaryota, Metazoa, Chordata, Aves, Apodiformes, Apodidae. Gene Ontology annotation, biological process: endoplasmic reticulum to Golgi vesicle-mediated transport; intracellular protein transport; Golgi organization. The coding region runs from base 39 to 695 and encodes 218 amino acids.